Crotalus tigris (Tiger rattlesnake) is the source of this 4183-nucleotide messenger RNA. RefSeq names its product ADP ribosylation factor like GTPase 9 (gene ARL9). The coding region runs from base 71 to 775 and encodes 234 amino acids. The transcript has 4 exons. Gene Ontology annotation, molecular function: GTPase activity; GTP binding. Lineage: Eukaryota; Metazoa; Chordata; Lepidosauria; Squamata; Viperidae. The record is from RefSeq and is a predicted model, not a curated record.
CGGAGGGGAGUGAAGUAACGUCCCCGAUCUUGUUGCGUCCCGCCCCGCCCGAACUCUCUUCUCUCGGGUAAUGGCGGGAAGCCUGCGGCAAUUCGCGUUCGUGGGCACCGCGGUUGCAGUCACCGGUGGGGUCGCCUAUGCUCUUUGGCGCAAUUACUUAUCCUCUCAAGAGCCUCCGGGACCCGAAAAUCAGCAGGCUCGGCUCCGGCUCGGUGUGCAAGGAAGAGGCACAGGCCCGCCGGCGGGACAGGAUAAACCAUCCAACAAGCAAAUCUUGGUUCUAGGCUUAGAUGGAGCUGGAAAAACCAGUGUUCUCUAUUCACUAGCAACUAACCAAGUAAAGCGCAACACAAUUCCCACCAAAGGUUUCAAUGCAGUGUGUAUCAACACAGAAGAAACAAAGAUGGAAUUCCUAGAAAUUGGGGGCAGUGAGUCUUUAAGAGAGUAUUGGAAGAUGUAUAUGCCAAGAAUCCUGCUGCUGAUCUAUGUUGUAGACUCAGCAGAUCAUGAACGCUUCCCAGUUGCCAAAACACUUCUUCAUCAGCUGGUCCAUAAUAACUCUACAUUGCCAGUAAUGAUUCUAGCCAAUAAGCAGGAUCUUGAAGGCGCACAUUGUAUCACAGACAUUCAUGACGCUUUGGCUUUAUCUGAAAUUGGAGACGAAAGGAAGAUAUUUCUGAUUGGUACACAUGUGGCAAAGGAAGGCUUAGAGAUCUCUUCCGGCUUGAAAGAUACCCGGGAACUGAUUGCACAGCUGAUGUCAGAAACUCUGUGAUAAUGAGGUGGAAUGGAACGCCACAAUAGGACAUGCAGUAGCAACUAUGAAUAGCGUCUCUUCAGAUCUUGGUGGCAUCAAACCCUAGAUAUAGAAUUGCUAUGAAAAUGGUUUUGAAACUGAAAGAAAUGAUAUUUUUUUUGUUUAGAAGUGCUUUAGAAAAAAGAAGGCCAGUACUCUCCUGAGAGCCCAACAUUUCUACAUAUAAUAUGUAUUUCUCUGAAACCUAUUUCUUUUUCUAGAAGGUUGUUCCAUGUUUAAUCACUCCUUCAAUUUAAAUGUAUAUUUCUGUGCCAGCUUUCCUUUUUUUAAAAAAAGUAGCACUUCAGAGGAGGCCAAAGUUGUUAGCCCAGCUAAAUACUGAUUUUCUCUUAUAUUCAAGGCAUAGAGAAAAGAUUAUACCAUAUGAGUAUUUUAGGGACUAGAGAUUUCAUGUUCAAAUAUCUGUAUGGGUUAUAAAUUAUUUUCUUACUUGGGGAAAAAUUUAAUGGAAAACAUAUAUAGAAGUAUACUUAUUCCUGAUCUUUCCUUGGGACACUCCAAGAAAGAAUAGUUAUGCAGAACUACUCCACAGUUUUCUUAGUAUUAUCUCAGUUUUGUUCAUUAACAGUAUUGCAGAAUUCCAUCCUGGAAUUAAAAGAAAUAGGAUAUAGUAUUGAUAACUUUGGAGCUUUGAUGUUCAAGGAGACCUCUGAAAAUAUCAUGAUUAGACGAGAAAACAAACUAAUGGAUUACAGAAAAAAUCUACAGCUCUCACUUGAGGCACAAAUGACCAAGUUCAAAUUAUAUUUUAAACAUAAGAUGGACCAUUGAAAAGUCUAUAAUGCUGGGAAAUGUUGAAGAAAAAAGAAGAGGAUAAUUGGCAGCAAUGAUGAGGGACUUGAUUAUAGAAGUGGUGGUCUAAAUGUUAGGGACAGAAAAUAUCUUAGAGAAAAUCUAUGAGAUAUAAGCAUCUUAAUCUCCAGUAAACUGCAUACUCACAUUUCACCAGCUUUAAUGUGUGUUCAGUUAGCAUUUGGUUCUACCAAUUUCCUCACUAAUGUUUAUUUACUGUUUAAUCCCUCAAAGUCGUAUCUCUCAAAUCAAGCAUUGAGACCUUCAAAACUGGCUUUUCAAUCAAAUGCCCAAAUCGCUAAGGCCAGUAUUAAUAAUAGUAGAUUUUAAUGGUAGCAUAGGAGCCAGUGAUGAGGCUCUGCUCCAGCAUUUUAACAUCCCAGGCUUCUGUCUAAUUGGGUUGGUUCAUUGGAAAUCUAAACAUAAGAGCAUUAAUAUAGAGAAUGAGUGAGAAUUGAUAGGAGAAUGGGUAGAGUGGAGUUUGCUUCAAUUGGUAAAAUUUGCCCUGAAGGUCUUUGUGACAGGGUAAAGUCACCUUUUGGGGCUCCAGAGUGACUUCUAUUGUAAAGUACAUGCCGAUUUCUGAAGAUCCAGUCCUUUACUGUUUAAAUUUUAGUAUUAGCUUCCAUCUUGAAAGUGAUCACUUACCAUUAAUAGACUCCUUUUCUUUGAGUCUACAGAAUGAGGACAACUUCCCCUCAAUCUUGCCCCCAUCUGCUUUGUCCCUCAUCUGAUAGAUACCAGCCAAUAAGAGGCUAGUACAGUGCUUCUCAGUGUGAUCCUUUCAGGAGUCUGCAAAAUCAAAAUUAUGUACCAGCUUAUGGUGAAAAACAAUAUAAAAACAAAACUUCAUUUGAUGUUAAAAUACAUCAAAUGAAGUGAGGCAGUAACAGCAGCACAUAUCCAUUUUAAUUUUUAAUACAGUAAAUGCUGAUGAAUGUAACCUGUGCAAAUAACAGCUGUUUUGGAAUUCUCCAUAAAUUUUAAAAGUGGAGAGGAAUCCUGAAAUUCUUUUUAAGCAACCCAAUUUCUUAAAUCAUAGGUCAACUGUUUGAAACAAAUCGUUGGUAUAAUCAAGGGUACUUCUAAAAUUUUUGCCACUGUUCAAAAAAGUGACUGAUUUACCUCAGAACUGUCAAAUCAAACUCCAAUCCAUUGUUCAAAUAAACAGUCCAAUCCUUGGUUUGUAAGAAUUGUGUUCGAACCAAGGCUAUACUAACCCAGCUUACAGAAGUGCUCAAUUCAGCAAUGAUUCUCCCUAUCAUGAAAUAUUUCUGGCACAGGUAGUCCUCGACUUACAACAGUUCAUUUAGUGACUAUUUGAAGUUACAACGGUACUGAAAAAGGGGGACUAUAUGAUCAUUUUUCACACUUAAUGAUUGUUGUAGCAUCCCAUGGUCACAUGAUUUACAUUCUUAGCAACCACAGAACUUCAGACAAAGCAAAAACAGAACUGAAAAUACACCAAUAAAAUUCAAAAUUUAAAAUACAGAAUGAAAAACAAAACCCUUGAGGUAACAUUGAAGAGGAAUCACCAGUUAUCAUCCAUAACUAUUUCAAGAAACUUGGCAACUUCUGUAGUGGUUAGGUCUUGCAGAAGAAAGACUAUAAUUCCUUAGUGAGAGUUUAUGACCCGUGGACUUCAACUAAGAUUUUAAUAAUAAUAAGAAUCUUAUUUGUAUUAAGAAGAUAGGAAGAGGCAAAAAUAGUCACAUUUGUUUCAAUGAAAGGAAUAAGGAAGAAUCACUGCAAAAUUUGAUCUGUUACUUUAUUUCUGGAUAUGUGGAUAGCUAAAUUAGUGCAAUUUAUUAGCUGAUAAAAACUCAAUAGAAUUUUUAUGCAAAUUAUUCAUAUGAUUCCUCUUGCAUUUAAAGUUUCAGACUGAUUGCUUGGCUUGGCUUUCUAAGAAAGACAUGGAAAAUGCUAGAUACUGGCAUUUUAUAUCAAUGGCUGCCUAGUCAUAAUUGGUAGUCAAGAAUUGUGAUGAGAGAUUCAGGAUAAUGGCCAAGUUGCAAAAAACUAUUUUUUAAAUGUACAGGAUAGCAGCAGCAAUUACUUAAUUCCUCCAUCCUUUUACAUGCUCCUUUUCAGUCAUUAGCCAAGCACCCUGAAUCUCCCCAGCAUACCGCUUCUUUGCUUAUACCUGAUACCGGCACCAUUUGAAGGGGCAAGAGGGAGAUUAUUAGGCUGAAAGCAAAUAAGAGUGAAGAAGAGAAAUAAGAGGCAGUUAAAGAUGUUUUAUUAUAGUACUGGUUUUUAGGGCGUGCAUGCUGUCUUUAUUCUCUGCUAAAAGUUCUACCAGAUAGACAAGAUAAGCACCUCAUAUCUGAGCUCUGGACCAAUAUUACUCAAUAGCUACCUUUUGUUCUGUUAAUUACAGUGUGAAAAUCUGUUCUUGGCUGACACCAAUAAAUUGGGAUAGUCACCAAAUCUAUACAGGAUUAUAGAAACCUAACCUUUGAUUAACUAAGACAUUACUGGCACUCCUGUUGCUGUGGUUAAGGAAAUCAUUGCAGUCAGUAAGCAAAGAUAUGACAUGGUUGCCAUUUGCAACCUGCUUUUUUUUUUUUUUUU